AUGGCGGAAAAAGAUGAAGCUAUGGAGGCUCUGAAAAGGGAAGCUGUGGAUUUGGAGAACAUACCCGUUGAGGAGGUUUUCGAGAAUCUGAGAUGUACCAAAAAUGGACUCACAUCUGAAGAUGUUGAGAGGAGAUUGGACAUAUUUGGGCACAACAAGCUUGAAGAGAAAGUGGAGAGUAAGUUUUUGAAGUUCUUAGGGUUCAUGUGGAAUCCCCUCUCAUGGGUCAUGGAGGCUGCGGCAAUUAUGGCUAUUGCGCUUGCAAAUGGUGGAGGAAAAGCACCUGAUUGGCAGGAUUUUGUUGGGAUUAUUACUCUGCUUGUUAUCAAUUCAACUAUAAGUUUUAUAGAAGAAAACAAUGCUGGUAAUGCAGCAGCUGCUCUCAUGGCACGUCUUGCGCCCAAAGCGAAGGUUCUCCGAGAUGGGAGAUGGAAUGAGGAAGAUGCAGCUGUUCUUGUUCCAGGAGACAUCAUUAGCAUUAAACUUGGGGAUAUAGUUCCAGCUGAUGCUCGUCUCCUUGAGGGUGAUCCGCUGAAAAUUGAUCAGUCUGCUCUCACGGGUGAGUCCCUGCCUGUGACAAAAGGCCCAGGGGAUGGUGUUUAUUCAGGGUCUACCUGCAAGCAGGGAGAGAUUGAAGCAGUGGUCAUUGCCACAGGUGUGCAUACCUUCUUUGGCAAGGCUGCUCACCUCGUGGACUCCACAAAUCAAGUUGGCCAUUUUCAGAAGGUCUUGACUGCCAUCGGAAAUUUUUGUAUAUGUUCUAUUGCGGUUGGGAUGUUUGUAGAAAUAAUAGUGAUGUACCCGAUUCAACAUCGGGACUAUCGUCCGGGAAUUGACAAUUUGCUGGUACUUCUGAUUGGAGGAAUCCCUAUUGCUAUGCCGACAGUCUUAUCUGUUACAAUGGCAAUUGGUUCUCACCGUUUAUCUCAGCAGGGAGCCAUCACAAAAAGAAUGACAGCUAUAGAAGAAAUGGCCGGGAUGGAUGUGCUUUGCAGUGAUAAAACUGGAACUCUGACCCUGAACAAGCUUACUGUCGACAAAAAUCUUAUUGAGGUCUUUGCUAAAGGAGUUGACGUAGAUACUGUAGUUCUGAUGUCUGCCAGGGCCUCUCGGGUGGAAAACCAGGAUGCAAUCGAUGGCGCUAUAGUAGGGAUGUUGGCUGAUCCGAAGGAGGCACGGGCUGGCAUCCAAGAGGUUCACUUCCUCCCAUUUAACCCAACUGAUAAGAGAACAGCUCUGACGUACAUUGACAGUGAAGGUAAAAUGCAUCGCGUCAGCAAAGGUGCCCCUGAACAGAUUCUUAACCUGGCACACAAUAAAUCAGACAUAGAGCAUAGAGUUCAUGCUGUGAUUGAUAAAUUUGCCGAGCGAGGAUUAAGAUCUCUUGCAGUAGCAUACCAGGAAGUUCCUGAGCGUACGAAGGAAAGUCCUGGAGGUCCAUGGCAAUUCAUUGGCCUCAUGCCUCUGUUUGACCCACCCAGACAUGACAGUGCAGAGACAAUAAGAAGAGCUUUGAAUUUGGGGGUGAACGUUAAAAUGAUCACUGGUGAUCAACUGGCAAUUGGAAAGGAAACUGGACGGCGUUUGGGAAUGGGAACCAACAUGUAUCCUUCAUCUGCUUUAUUAGGGCAGAACAAGGAUGAAUCAAUUGCUGCUUUGCCAAUUGAUGAGCUCAUUGAAAAAGCUGAUGGCUUUGCUGGCGUCUUCCCUGAGCACAAAUAUGAGAUCGUAAAACGCUUGCAAGCUAGAAAACAUAUAUGCGGAAUGACUGGUGAUGGAGUCAAUGAUGCCCCUGCACUUAAAAAGGCUGAUAUUGGCAUAGCUGUUGCUGAUGCAACUGAUGCUGCUCGUAGUGCUUCUGAUAUAGUCCUGACAGAACCUGGUCUCAGCGUGAUCAUUAGUGCUGUACUAACUAGUCGUGCAAUCUUUCAGAGGAUGAAAAAUUACACGAUCUAUGCUGUUUCCAUUACAAUUCGUAUUGUGCUUGGUUUCAUGUUGCUCGCUCUUAUAUGGAAGUUCGACUUCCCACCCUUCAUGGUGCUGAUCAUUGCUAUCCUGAAUGAUGGUACCAUUAUGACAAUAUCAAAGGAUAGGGUGAAACCAUCUCCUCUGCCCGACAGCUGGAAGCUGGGAGAGAUUUUUGCAACUGGGAUCAUUCUUGGAGGUUACUUGGCAGUGAUGACAGUCAUCUUCUUUUGGGUGGCAUACGAGACGAAUUUCUUUCCUCACCUAUUUGGGGUUUCAUCUCUAAAGAAAACGGUUAGUUACGACUUCAAAAAGCUUGCCUCUGCAGUGUACCUGCAAGUGAGUACCAUUAGUCAAGCCCUCAUUUUUGUGACAAGAGCUAGGAGUUGGUCAUUCUACGAGCGCCCAGGACUUCUGCUUGUGGGGGCUUUUUUGGUUGCUCAGCUGAUUGCUACAUUGAUUGCUGUAUAUGCGAAUUGGGGUUUUGCUGCGAUUGAAGGGAUUGGAUGGGGUUGGGCUGGGGUGAUUUGGCUCUAUAACCUCAUUACGUACUUCCCUCUUGAUUUCAUAAAGUUCUGUAUUCGAUAUGCCAUUAGUGGUAGAGCUUGGGAUCUCGUUUUCGAGCAAAGGGUUGCCUUUACGAGGAAAAAGGAUUUCGGAAAAGAAGAACGUGAGCUUAAAUGGGCACAUGCACAAAGAACCCUCCAUGGGCUGCAGCCACCUGUGACUGACUUUAGUGACCGCAGUAGCAUUACCGAUCUUAACCAGAUGGCUGAAGAGGCAAAAAGACGAGCUGAGAUGGCAAGGCUGAUAGAACUGCAAACAUUGAAAGGCCACGUUGAAUCAGUUGUGAAAUUGAAGAAUCUCGACAUAGAAACGAUCCAGCAAGCGUACACGGUUUGA
This is a messenger RNA of Ilex paraguariensis (yerba mate), 2868 nucleotides long. The record is from the annotation of a GenBank genome assembly. NCBI's taxonomy places the organism in Eukaryota, Viridiplantae, Streptophyta, Magnoliopsida, Aquifoliales, Aquifoliaceae.